This is a messenger RNA of Vicia faba (fava bean), 1485 nucleotides long. Lineage: Eukaryota; Viridiplantae; Streptophyta; Magnoliopsida; Fabales; Fabaceae. The record is from the annotation of a GenBank genome assembly.
AUGAAACUAAACAACUCUGACAUUGCUAAGUUAGACAAAUGGUUCCUAAAUUCUGUUAGGCAAGGGGAACAAUUUUUGCUCUUUCUGAUAGUUCCUCUUGCACAUGCUCACUUUGUGUCUUUUGAUUACCCUAUGUUUAGUCACGAUUGUAAAGAGCCGCCAGAGCUCGAUGGAGAUGCCAAUAUUGAAGAUUCGAACAAUCUUAUCCGGCUCACUGGGUACCCUGAUGACCCAGAUAAGGCUUCUGGCGUUGGUAGAGUCACAAUUCCCAAACUUAUCAAACUCUAUGACACAAAUGCAAAUCAAGUGUAUGACUUUACAACCAAGUUUUCCUUUACUAUAUUUUCAAAUCACAGUAUUCAUGGAGAUGGUUUGGCAUUCUUCCUUGCAAGUUCAGAUCUUCCAAAAGCAAAUCAUGUAGGUAAUGGAGGAGGUUUUGGUCUGGUACCUACAAGCAAAGUUGCUUUAAACUCAACUGAGUAUUCAUUUGUGUCAGUGGAGUUCGACGCGUUCCAAAAUUAUUGGGACCCAGGGUUCAACCAUGUGGGAGUGAAUAUCAAUUCUGUGGUCUCCGAUACAUACAUUAAAUGGUCUCCGGAUGUUUCAGAAAGGAUAGCUUACAAUUGUAGCAUUGAAUACAGUUCCAAAAGCAAUAAUCUAAAUGUUUAUAUCACUGGAUACAGAUUGAAUGAAGGGCAAGAGACACAAACCUUUUCACACAUCAUUGGUUUGAGAGAGCACUUACCAGACUAUGUUAUUGUUGGCAUAUCAGCUUCAACAGGAACUGUAGAUGAGGAACAUAUGCUGCAGUCAUGGUCUUUUAGUACAAGCCAGCCAGAUUAUGAUUCUUAUGAAGAUGAUCCUGAGAAAAAAAUAAACUUAACCAAGACUAAAUUAUUGGAGGGAUUGGGAGUAGGUUUUGGAUGUUUGUGUUUGAGUUUAAUAGCAAUGUUAAUCAUUUUAUUGUGGAAAACAAAUAAAAGAAAAGGAGAAGACCUUACUUCAGAAACCACAUCUGAUCUGGAUAUGGAUGAUGAAUUCCAAAUGAAUGCUGGACCUAAGAAGAUAAGCUAUUAUGAGUUGUUGAAUGCAACAAACAACUUUGAAGAGACACAAAAGCUUGGCCAAGGUGGUUUUGGUGGUGUCUACAAGGGUUAUUUUAAAGAUUCAAACUCAACUGCAGCUAUAAAGAGGAUAUCAGCAGAUUCAAGACAGGGUAUAAAGCAAUACUCAGCAGAAGUGAAGAUCAUUAGUCAAUUGAGGCAUAGAAAUUUGGUGAAACUCAAUGAUUGGUGCCACAAGAAAAAAGAACUUAUCCUAAUAUACGAAUACAUGCCUAAUGGUAGUUUAGAUUUUCAUCUUUUCCGAGGAGGAAGCAUCUUGUCGUGGAUGUUGAGGUAUAACAUAGCUCAUGGGUUGGCCUCAGCAUUGCUUUAUUUACAGGAAGAAUGGGAAAAAUGUGUGAUUCAUAGGGACAUAAAAUGA